Molecule: messenger RNA, 303 nt
Organism: Trypanosoma rangeli
Lineage: Eukaryota; Euglenozoa; Kinetoplastea; Trypanosomatida; Trypanosomatidae
Exons: 1
Coding region: 1-303 (100 amino acids)
Source: RefSeq, a predicted model, not a curated record
AUGUGCAAUUUCUCGCGGUCGGCGCCGGCGCUCUGCAUGACGGCCGCCUUCACCCGCACAAAUCGCAACGUUCCAUCGCCUGGCUCCCGCGCCAGGGCCAAACUAAGCCCGGACAUGAUAUCGCAAGCAAAACGCAAGACACUUUCGUCUCAUGCCGCCGCCGUCCACGACAAGCUCACUGCUUUAACGAAGUCACCGCAGCACGCACACCACAGCAUCGUCUGCUUUACCACGCCGUGGUUGCAAUUGCAGUUGGGCUCGCUCGACUGCACCACUACAGCGAGUCACAGACACGCGGGCUGA